AUGGGAUUGGUCCUUCACUGGCUGGCGCUGACGCUAGCGGCGGCAAAUUUCAAGUGCACGGCAGGAUGGAAUUUUUGGAGUUCGCAGCAUCUGCACCUCCAGCAGAGACAGCAGCUGGAAUGGCAGGAGCUCACCCUGAUGGAGAAUGAGAGCACCGGCUUGACCGGAGGAGCGAGACUACCCUUCAAAGAGCUGCCAACUCACUACCACCCUGAGCCCUACGGAGAGAUUUAUCACUUCACGCGGGGCAACGGCCAUGUGACUCUGCAUGAGUACACGGAUUGGGUGAACAUCCCAGCAAGGAUGUUGCAUGGCAUCGAAGCUGGAAGUGAAGGCUGUGAAUUCUUGUGGAUGUUCCCUGCAAGGAGAUGGAAGGCCAUCCCUUACCUCUACGUCGAUCCCACACUGCCCGACCGCAACGUCCCGGACCACUGGGUGGCACCGCUGCCUUUGGGUGCCGAUGCAGCCACCUGGGCAGCCAUGCGACACCGCGCUGCCGCCACAAACGGUGAUGCGGUCCAUGUUGAGCAUCGCCUUUUGGAAGGAAUCACAAGCUCAAGAUAUCCUAGCAACAUUGCUUUGCAGAAGCUGACAGUUUGGGCCGAAGGUUGGCAAGGUGCUUUAGAAUUGCUCCUGGAGGCGCGCCAACGCUCAGUGCAGACCGCCAUCCACCCCACGGUCGAAAACCUCGCCGAGGAGGCCCGGCGCGGGGCCGAAGCACUUCGGCCUUUCUGGGACGCAGCCCCCAGCCGCAGGAGUUUGUUGGCUCGUUGGAGUCACGCACUGGACCUGUUUUUCCAAGAGAUCCAAUGCGGCUCUCCUCAGACCUUGGAGGAUUAUCGGGCGGCGAUCAAGGCGUGUCCGCGGUUCUAUUGGAAGCUGUGUUUGCAUCUUUUGGAGCAGAUGAAGACAUCCCUUGGACCAGACCGCCUUAGCUAUCGAGAAGCCAUGCGCACUUGCAAUCGUGGCUUGUACAGCUAUGAGGCGGCCUUGGGUCUCUUCGAAGACAUGACCGUUCAACAGCUGGAGCCCACCGUGGAGGAACACAACGAAGUGCUUUUGGCCUACAUCACCGGAAAUCGCUGGGAAGAGGCAUUUCGGCACUUUGCCAAGAUGCAGUCAGAGGGUCCACCUCCCAAUGUGCAGAGCUACUGCAUGGUGCUCUAUGCUUGUGCUGACUCGAGUGAGGUGACCGCCUGGUCGUCUGCCAUCCGAUACUGGUCCGAUAUGCGAGAGGACAAGAUCACCCCUGACUUCGACGCUUAUGAUAUGCUGCUCUUAGUCGCAGAGCGUAGUGAGCGAUGGGAUUGGUCGCGGCAACUGCUGGACACACUCUUCAAGUUAAAUGCGCCAUACACGGUCACCAUGUUCAAUGCGGCCCUCAACGCAGCACGUCGGGGGAAGCGCUGGGAGCUAGCGCAGUCCUUGAUAAGGGACAUGUCAGAUGAGCUGCUGCUCCCCACCAUUGUGAGUUAUUCAUUUGCAGUGGAUGCCUGUGAAAAGGCGGACCGCUUCGAUGUGGCCACACAGCUGUUGGAAUCGGUGGACGAGCUGGACCUGAAGACCUGA
Molecule: messenger RNA, 1569 nt
Organism: Durusdinium trenchii
Lineage: Eukaryota; Dinophyceae; Suessiales; Symbiodiniaceae
Source: the annotation of a GenBank genome assembly